AAGAACAUCAGGAGAACAGCACAGCUCUUCAGUUACUGAUCAAGAUGAGAGGCUUACUGUUCCUGCUCAGCGCUCUGUUCCUGCUGGAGUCAACUAAGGGAGUGAAAUAUGAAGAGUUAAAUGAAGAUGACAGAAAAAUUGUUGACAAGGCAAUAGAACAAGGCAAUAAGGAUCAUGGAAAAGGCAAACACCUUGAUUAUUACACAAUUUUAAAAACAAGGGGGAAUGUACGUGAGGUGAUACUGAGACCCACCUCAUGUUACAAAACAACACCAAGUGUUCAUCGGAGAGAAUGUGAAAUCCACAAUAAACCACCUCUGGUUUCCUGUAUUCGUUGUAAUGGAAUCACGAAACCAUGUUUACUUUUUAAACAAAAGGAAAAGAAGGAAAAAAUGAUAAAUGAUUGUCCUUUGCCUGGGUCGGGAUGUCCAUUCUGCUGAAAAGGAGGAAAUGAGCAGCAACGUUUCGAUAUUGGGCCGACAUCGGCCAGACGUACAUGUGCUGUCUGGGAACUAACUGGAUGUCUUGGAUGCACCCGAGAUGUAAAAAGAAUCAAGAGCAUUCGCAACAGGACAUUUGAGAAUAUUUUAAAAAGUUAGUUUAAGUUACUAAGGGCCCUAUAAUAAAACCACCGCAAUGCGACGCAAGGCACAGCGCUAGUUUGCUAGUUUCAGUCCGGCGCCGUUCGUAUUUUCCCGUCCAGCACCACGUCGUUUUAUUUAACAAAUGCAUUUGCGCUCAUUUGUGUGCUUGUCUAAAAAAGAGGUGUGUUCAGGCGCAUUGCAAUGAUAUUUUAAGGAGCUGAAAAUAGACUGCGCCAAAGACCACCUCAAACCUGGUAUGAAGUCCGGCGCAUUGUUUUUUUUUCUUAGUUAUUUAAAGAGCGUGUUAAUAUAGGCGGGUCCAGAACGCGCAUACAUGCUGCUUACUGAACACAGGGACACACAGCAACACACAAACAUGCCAAAUAUAAAAAAUUAAAGGAUUGUUGGCUUAUAUAUAUAUAUAUAUAUAUAUAUAUAUAUAAACACAUACAGAGAUAGAGAGAGAGAGAGAGAGAGAGAGAGAGAGAGACGCGUCCUGUCUUUGCACUUAAAGGGAAUGGAAGAUGAGACUCUGAUUGGUUUAUUGCACGUUACGUCCAAAACACUCAUUAAGAGAAUAGGGACAACACGUUUAGACCAUGCGCGCGCCAACCGUUUUUCCAUCGUUAAAAUAGCAAAAGUGGAUUUGGACACGCCCUGAGUGGACCUGCGCCGUGCGCUUUACACUCUGCGUUUAGAUCGUUAAAAUAGGGCCCUUUGUGUGUUGCAAAGAUUUAUGCAUUUAUGCAUAUGGACAAGGCGACUAGACGUCUAUCGCAAUAUAAUAAUAACCAUAACAACUCAGAACGUAACAAGCUGAAGUAAUAAAAAUAAUUAAAAAAAAACUUGCUUUGGCAUUAACAGAGAGUAACUGUCAGUGUCAUUUUUUUUUUAUAGCGCAUGUGCUGUAUAAACGGUUGUAUUCUUUUUGUUGUGUGGAUUCUCUGUGAUUAGUAUGAGGUCCUUCUGGUCAUGAUUAAAGCAUAUCUAAAAGCA
Carassius gibelio (silver crucian carp) is the source of this 1580-nucleotide messenger RNA. Its product is annotated as cystatin-like protein. Lineage: Eukaryota; Metazoa; Chordata; Actinopteri; Cypriniformes; Cyprinidae. The record is from RefSeq and is a predicted model, not a curated record. Bases 45 to 440 code for a protein of 131 amino acids. The transcript has 4 exons.